Geodia barretti is the source of this 1369-nucleotide messenger RNA. NCBI's taxonomy places the organism in Eukaryota, Metazoa, Porifera, Demospongiae, Tetractinellida, Geodiidae. The record is from the annotation of a GenBank genome assembly.
CAGUCUCAGCUAAUCUCCUUGUGGAGCUAAGAUGCGUUUUUCUUACAAAAGUGCACACUUUGCUCUUGUUUUAUACGUCCUCAUCACUACUUGCUCAGGCCAAGUAAUCAUCAGAGGAAAUGAGGAACCGCUUACGAUCGGUCUGUCCCGGGACCUCAACUGCAUGUGGAGCGGAGGAGGCAACGUUUCAACGAUUGAAUGGUUCGUUGUUGGUCUGGAGGCCAUGGCCAUCGAGACGGCGACUGAGACGACAUCAGUCGUCCUCACCCUCACUCCUGACGAUGACGGACUGGAUGGAGCGAUGCUCUUGUGCAAAGUAACUCUGUCCAGCGGUCAAGAAGCAGAGGAAACUAUUACUCUCAGUGUUCAAGCAAUUCAAAAUGAAGUUUCUAUUUCCUCAAUGAUGAAUGCAACAGCCGGCCAGCCCUACAUUCUGGUGUGUACAGUCCUAUCAAAGAGUGUAUCCAACUUGAGCUGGAUCGAUCCGAAUGGAGUUGCAUGUCCUCAGGAUGACCCACACAUGACGGUCUCCUACAUUGGCUGUGAGUGAGGGAUUGAGUACCUCGAACUGACAUUCGACUCCAUUAGAACAUCUCAGUGGUGUUUACAAAUGCAUUUCUAAUAUUGUUUUUCCUUCAUCAAAGAGUGAGGAUUCCUUUCUGGUUCAUAUCCAAAUACCUGAGCCGACAGUGAUGAUACUGAGAGCUCCGGAACACCCUGUGCAGCUGUUUACCAAUGACUCUCUGGUGGCUGACAUGUGUAAUAGAACUCAUUCCAGACGUGGAUCUACGUGGCAAUUAACUCUCAAUGGAGGGGUCACUCGUCCCUCACUGAUAGCGAGAGACGGGUCAUAGUGUCCGAUUUAGAGGGAGUUCAACUCUUUUACAACACCUCUGUGACAUUUAGUGCAUUAAAAUCCAGUGACAGUGGUUCCUACACUUGCUCAGCUACUGUUAGCCCCAUCGAACCAGACAGCCAUCUGAUGCAGAGCCAUCUCGUUGAAGAGACUAUUACAAUUCAGUUUGUUUUAAGUGUGACUGUACAGGUGACCUACAGCCCUCCAUCUGCUUUCAUUCUGCCUAGUCCACCCUACUAUCAUCCAACCUCUUCUGUGACAUUAACAUGUCGUGCUCACCAUGCCACUGGUUCUGUGACCUACCGAUGGUCCUCUACUUGCAGUAGCUGCUUUGCAAGUAGUGGUACAUCUCAAGCAAUCAGUGAUUCAAUGCUGCAAUCAAAUGAUGCUGGAGUUCAUACAUGUACAGUUACUGACAGCAAUGGCAAUACUGGAAGUAACAGUACAGAAAUGAGACUAAUCGGUUCUGGAAUAUAUGUCCAAACAAGUCGGAAUCUAACACUGCUGCGUUAA